AUGGCUCUUAUUACAGAGUAUAUGAAGAGAGGAGAAUUUCAUUGGAUGCAGGAAGCAGUUAAGGCCUUUCAGUUAAUCAAAAAGCGAAUGACAGAGGCUCCAGUCAUGCGACUCCCAGAUUUUUUCAAAGUUUUUGAGGUCGAAUGUGAUGCGUCAGGGGUAGGAAUAGGUGGAGUCUUGAGUCAAGAACGCCAUCCUAUUAUUUAUUUUAGUGAGAAAUUAAAUGGUGCCAAGCAACGGUAUUCGACUUAUGAUAAGGAGUUGUACGCAGUUGUACAACCCUUUAUAAAAAGAGUUGAAAAUCGAGCUGCUGACGCUUUAAGCCGUCGCAUUUCCUUAUUGUCCAUCAUAAGUGUUAAGGUCAUAGGGUUUGAAAGACUUAAGGAAGAGUACAAGUCAUGUCCCGAUUUCAGAGACAUUUUUCUUGCUUUACAAAAUGGGGAGUUGGACACCACUGAUGGUUUCCGUUUGGAGGAGGGCUAUCUUUUUAGAUCCAAUAAUUUGUGCAUCCCGAGGACUUCACUACGAGACUUUAUAGUGUGGAAAAAUCAUGCUAGUGGGUUGGUCGGACAUUUUGGGCGUGAUAAGACUAUAGAGGAGAUCGAACGUCUAUUCUAUUAG
This is a messenger RNA of Olea europaea var. sylvestris, 621 nucleotides long. RefSeq lists its product as uncharacterized. The transcript has 2 exons. The coding region runs from base 1 to 621 and encodes 206 amino acids. The record is from RefSeq and is a predicted model, not a curated record. Lineage: Eukaryota; Viridiplantae; Streptophyta; Magnoliopsida; Lamiales; Oleaceae.